AUGACUGUUCCGGAUUUGCAGUGUGAAACUAAUGAGAUCCCUUCAUAUAUGAAUGUCAUGCAACAAAAGCAUAAACUCGCCUUAGAGGCACAUCAGCGAUUUAGCGUUUCAAAGCUGUAUCCAGGCAAGCGUUCACCGGUGAAAAUGAACCCUAGCGCGAAGAGCUGGGUUCCAACUGUUCCGGCUGUAGGCGCAACAGUUACUCAACCACCUCCCAAGGUAAAACCAACUGCAGUUCCUCAUGUUUCCCAUCGAGACAAAACCAUUCGUGCCUCCAUGCCGUAUGUCCCUUCAUCCUAUGCACCUUAUCAGCAGUCCAAAGCCAAUCAGCCAUACGGUCAUCACUCUGGGAAGUAUGCUAGAAACAACAAUACGUAUUCUGCAGCGCCGCAAACACAUUUCCAGAAUCGAAAACCCGCUUUUUAUGCACCUUACUACAGAGCGUAA
Messenger RNA from Schizosaccharomyces japonicus yFS275, 447 nucleotides. RefSeq lists its product as hypothetical. NCBI's taxonomy places the organism in Eukaryota, Fungi, Ascomycota, Schizosaccharomycetes, Schizosaccharomycetales, Schizosaccharomycetaceae. The record is from RefSeq and is a predicted model, not a curated record. Bases 1 to 447 code for a protein of 148 amino acids. The transcript has 3 exons.